Molecule: messenger RNA, 1045 nt
Organism: Didymodactylos carnosus
Lineage: Eukaryota; Metazoa; Rotifera; Eurotatoria; Philodinida; Philodinidae
Source: the annotation of a GenBank genome assembly
AUGAAACUCAGUGAAGCCGAGUGGAAUCGUGUGGAACCCUCUGAAGCUGCCGCCGGCUCGACAGUUCCGGGUGAUUUACAUGCUGAAAAUUUUGGUUCAUAUUUGGAUUGUAAUGGUAUUUUAAAUUUUGAUGUAAACGAUUUUGAUGAAGGUUAUUGUGGUCCUUUCACAUGGGAUAUAAAGCGUUUAUUAGCUAGUUUAAAUUUAGUUGCUUAUACAAAAGGUUUUAGCGAUGAGGAAAUCGUUACCAUUCUCACAACAUGUGCCGAAGAAUAUUUAAAACAAGUAUAUGAAUUUUGUAAGAAAAGUAAAGAUCAGUUUGCUUUAACAUUAAAAAAUACAAGUGGUAAAAUAAAACUGUUAUUAAAUGAAACACGUGUUAAAUCACAUGUUGCUCAUUUGGAUACAAUGACUUGUAUCGAAAAUUAUGAUCGUCGAUUUAUACGUAGCAAGUAUACCAAAGACGUUGAUGAAGAAUUACGAGCAAAAAUAAUGGAUGCAUUUAAAAUGUAUUUGAAAUCAAUACCGGAGAGCAAAAAACAAACGGAUCAUCAUGAACCAGUAUCGUACAAUAUUAAAGAUAUUGUAGCACGUUCAAGUCCCGGUAUUGGUAGUGCUGGUAAGGUAAGUUAUAGUAUACUGGUCGAAGGUCGAUCUGAGACGCUCGAAAACGAUAUUGUAUUAUACAUGAAACCUGCACAACGUUCUGCUGUUAGUUAUGUGGUACGAAAUCCAGACUUAGAAAAACUUUUUGAACAUGAUGGUUUAAGAACAGUAUUAUGUUCAUAUGCCAUGCAAGCUAGUACUCCAAAAUGGUUGGGUUACACAACAUUAGGGAAAGUACCAUGUUUAGUAGAUGAAGUAACAGCACAUUCCACAGAUUUAGAUUGGGAUGAUAUUAACGACAUCAAAGAUGUUAUAGAAGUGGUCAGAUAUAUGGGAAAAGCAACAGGUAAGAAUAGAAUGUUUAGCUCAGUUGAGUAAUAAUACUUAAAUGCCAUGCAACAUCAGUUUGGUUUAUAUAUUAUAUAUUUAUCUUAUUGUA